GCUCAACCUGCAUUUGCGGGUGAUUAGAGCUGCAUUACUACUAGCUUGUUAGCUUUUGCCACAUUGUCAGUACUGCUGUAUAGGCAUACGAGAAGGGUGCAAACUGGUUCGGGUUCAAAUGGAAAGCGGACUAAGCAAUUGAUUUCAUGGCAACAAGGGACCACCAUUAAAACGACCUGAUACAAAUUUACAGAGUGUAGGUAACUGCUGUGAUCCGCCGAGAAUAGUAACGUUACAGCUGUUGAGAAUAUUAGCUGAAACAGUGACCUUAUUCGUCUCUUGCAUUUAUCCCCUAAUACAUGGCUUAAAAGAUGGGGAAUGGAUUAUCAGAACAACACACUAUUUUCCCAAGCCUCCCAUCCUUCCAGUCUCUCCACAUUGCUAUACUUGGUCUGGAUUGUGCUGGGAAAACCACUGUAUUGUACAGACUACAGUUCAAUGAGUUUGUUAACACCGUGCCCACCAAGGGAUUUAAUACAGAGAAGAUCAAAGUGACUCUGGGCUGUUCCAGGACGGUGACUUUUCAUUUCUGGGAUGUCGGGGGGCAGGAGAAGCUGAGGCCCCUCUGGAAGUCAUACACGCGGUGCACGGAUGGGAUCAUCUUCGUAGUGGACUCUGUGGACGCUGAGAGGAUGGAGGAGGCCAAGACGGAGCUGCACAAAAUUGCGCGGCUCUCCGAGAACCAAGGCGUGCCCGUCCUGGUAGUGGCCAACAAGCAGGACCUGAGGAACUCGCUGGCGUUGGGCGAGAUCGAGAAGCUGCUGGCACUGCGCGAGCUGGGCUCGGCCUCGCCCUGGCACCUGCAGCCGGCGUGUGCCAUCAUCGGAGAUGGUCUGAAAGAGGGGCUGGAGAGACUGCAUGACAUGAUUCUCAAACGCAGAAAGAUGCUUAGGCAACAGAAAAAGAAGAGAUGACUCUCACUGUCUUGAGAGACAGUUGUGACUUGCACUGGGGGUGAGGGGGGAUGCAGUAUUUCCGCACCUGUUGGAUCCAGGUGUACUGUGGCCAACAUGUCAGUUAUCAGCUGAGUUUUAUCAGUUAGAGUCACUUCAGACAUCUGUGGGUCCUCAGACAACAGUGACUUGUUGCCCUCUUGAACUGCUGAGAGCAUUAGUCUUAUGAGAGUUCCAAAAGACUGACCUUUUAUGUUGGAUCAGUUUAAACGUUUACACUCCUAUUGAUAAGCAGAGCACUGGCAGUGAACGGUUUAGGGCCUUUUUGAAGGAAUAGAGAAAAGUGAUUUUUCUACAUUUUAUAUAUUUAUAUACAUUUAUAAAGGCUGUAUCUUGUAGGUCAGAAUAAGGAUAUCUUGUAUUUGAUGACUGAAUUUUCAGCAACUACUGAAGCUUGGAUUCCAAGUGUGCAAAAUGGUCACCAAGGUUUUGUUUACGUAUGGAUAUUGAAAAUCUGGUUUCUAACACAGUACCCAUCUUUUUAAAUUCCAGUUGUACUUUUAUAGGGUGGUGGUGGCAAACUUCACUUUGUUGUCCGACCAAAAGUCCAUGGAUAAUUAUUGUAAUAAGAUGAAUGAAUCACAGCUGUUAAUGUAUAGGCCUAUGUGUAUGGUUUUUUAGAAGAAGAAAAAAAAACAUUUUAAUGACGGAAGAAAACUAGUCACUAGAUGUUGAUAAAAUGUUAUUUGGGGAGAGUUUUGUUUGGGUGUUGAAAAUGAGCUCUGAUGAGUGUACCAAAUGAAAUCUCUGGCAAUUUGUUGGCUUUGAAUUCUGUAGUAGGUCCCAGGAGAGAUUCCCUGUCUUAAAUUUUGAGUUCUGUCUGUCCACAGUAUGCUUUUGUAUCCUGCAGACAUACAAAUGCACUUUAGUUUUCUUCUUUGUACUCAAAUUAUUAUGAAAGGUUUUUGCUUCAGAUGAAGCCUGUUAUACACUGCAGACACAAUGGUUCCUUGGUCAAUGAAUGAGUUUUGUUCAUGUUUGAGUGAAAAGAAUUUGUUCAUCUUGAAUAAAGACAAACCUGUAUACACUAA
Molecule: messenger RNA, 1984 nt
Organism: Anguilla rostrata (American eel)
Lineage: Eukaryota; Metazoa; Chordata; Actinopteri; Anguilliformes; Anguillidae
Product: ADP-ribosylation factor-like protein 4A
Exons: 2
Coding region: 312-914 (200 amino acids)
Biological process (GO): vesicle-mediated transport; intracellular protein transport
Cellular component (GO): plasma membrane; cytoplasm
Molecular function (GO): GTP binding; GTPase activity
Source: RefSeq, a predicted model, not a curated record